Messenger RNA from Seriola dumerili (greater amberjack), 3889 nucleotides. RefSeq names its product centlein (gene cntln). The coding region runs from base 7 to 3768 and encodes 1253 amino acids. The record is from RefSeq and is a predicted model, not a curated record. Lineage: Eukaryota; Metazoa; Chordata; Actinopteri; Carangiformes; Carangidae. Gene Ontology annotation, cellular component: centrosome; centriole. The transcript is spliced from 25 exons. Gene Ontology annotation, biological process: centriole-centriole cohesion; protein localization to organelle.
UCCAAAAUGUCUUCCCAAGACCACACUCGUAUCCUGCUUUUGGAGGAGCAAGUGAAGAGUUUAUCAGAUGAGCUAACGCAAUGCCAGGCAGACAAGGAGUUUGUGUGGUCCCUAUGGAAACGCUUGCAAGUGGCAAAUCCAGACUUGACCCAGGCUGUCAGUUUGGUGGUUGAGCGUGAGAAGCACAAAGCUGAAAUUAAGGACAGGAAAGUGUUGGAGAUCCUUCAGUCCAAAGACUACACAAUACAGGAGCUGGAACAGAAAGUGACAGGACAGCAGCAGGAGAUUAACAACUUGGUGCAGAGGAGGACGACAGUGGACGAGGAGAGUGCCUUAAUGAAGAAGGAGCUGACAGCUCUGCGUGAACAACUGGUCAAUAAGAAUCAGGAACUCGAGUGUAGGAGGAAAGGGGAGGAGGAGCGGCAGGUGGUGCAGGCUCUAGAGGAGGAGAAAGAGGGAUUAACUUCCCGCUGCGCCGCCCUGCGAGCUGACCUGGAGGAGAAUGAGAGGCAGGCCAAUAGCCAACGAGACCAGAGGGAUGCUGCCCAGGCCAGAGUCAAGGACCUGGAGGAGGAGCUACACAAUGCCUGGCAGGAGUUGUCUCGCUUGCAGAGUUACAGUAGCAGUCUGGCAGGCCAGCUCUCUUCCAAAGAGGGGGAGGUGGCGGCAAAAGAGGGGCAACUCGUUCAACUUCGUCGUGAGUUCACAGAAGUGCAGAUUCUAUACAGACAGAGCACAGAGCAUGCAGCAGAGCAGAGUCAUCUGAUCAAGCAACUGGAAGGACUCAACCUAGACACACAGAGAGUCCUGAGGAACCAAGAAGAGGCACAUACUGCUGACACCACCUCCUAUCAGAGGCUGUACAAGGAGCUGAGUCAAUGCUACCAGGCCCUCAUGUCCAGUGAGGCCAACCUCCGUCAGAGUCACCAGGAGCUCAGUAGCCAGCUGGCUCAGAAAGACCAACACAUCCUGCAACUCCAGACCCAGCUACAACAACAACAGCAGCAGGAGCAAAUACAACUGCAGCAACAGCAGCAGCAGCUACAGGCUCAGCAGACAACAAUUUACCCGUCACCCAACAGGCAAACCAACUUUAAGGGUGCACCUGUGCAGCGGUCCAGGUCUCUGUCCCCAGCCAGCAGUGUGGAGUUGGAUAGUGGGAGGAGAAGAAGAGCACAACAGAGGAUGCAAGACCUUGAGGAGCUGCUGCAAUUGAAGAUGGAGGAGAAUGAAGAGCUGAGGAAGGCUCAUGAUAAACGCCGUGAACGUCUGUGUCUGAUUCAGACCAACUACAAGACAGUCAGAGACCAGCUGAAAGAGGUGGAAAAAUCAAAUGGCUUGCCAGGUGAAAGGAUUCAUCGUGCAGAGCCGUGGCAGCUAAGACAAGAGAACAGUGAUGCGGUGUGGAAUGAGCUGGCCUACUUGAAAAACCUCACCAGGAAACUCUCCACUGAAAAAGCCAGCUUGGAAGAGCAGCUGGACAUGCUGCGAGUCCAGGCUGCUAUGGACCGGGCCACGGUGAAGGAGCUUCACCUGUGUCUUGCUAAUGAACACAAAGAAUUGCUUCACAAAGUGGUGGAGGAGCACCAGGUCAAAAGCAGCACUCCAAAAAAGCCUUCUGUUUCUUCAGAGCAAAUGGAACAGUCAUUUAAAAAGAUUGAGCAGCUGGAGUGGAGGAUGAUAUCCCUGGAGGAGGAGAGAGAGAGACUAAGUGAAGAGAAAGAGCAGCUACUUGAAGACAACAAAGACUUGGCCCUCAACUGCCGCAAACUCCAAGCCUCCCUCGAUCACCUGCGAACCCAGGAAGCUGUUCGUGAAGAGGCAGCCCAGGCCCUGGCCCAGGCCCAAGGGGAGCGUCAUUGCAACAAGAUCAUGGCCCUAGAAGCCCGGGUUGCUGCUUCUCAGAAAGAGGCUACCAAGCUUCAUCAUCAGUUGCUGAAGCUGAGACAGGAGGUGGGGAUUCUCAAAGCAGCCAGGGACUACUACAGGAACCAUGCAGCAGGACCAGUGCGGGCAGGCGGGAUCGGUAGCAAAAUUAGCAGCAAGGUCAAAUUCAAAACAACAAGACUCAGAGGUGCACUACGCCAGAGCAGCCACCGAACAGUCAGCCCCAAUCAAGCCAUCAGCUGGCAAGGCCGCAGCCCCAGUCCCACUAAGGACGAGUGGGAGGACAUGAGCAUAGACAGUGACAGUGGUGAGGAGUACUCGGACAGUCUCAACAGUGUGCCCUCAGGGACAGCACCUUACAGACAACAUGCUAACAGAAAGUCCUACAGGUGUUCACUGAUGUCAAACACAGAAGCGCCAGCAGCAGAAUCUCACAAAAAACAACCCGAUGUUCUGGCCCGAGACGAUAAACAGCAUGAGCCCUGGGACCAAGGGAUGAGAGGAGAGAGAAGGAGGAGGAAGAGGAUGCUGAUGAGGACCCAGCACUGCUCCUCCUCUUCUCUGCAGCAGCGCAUAGAGUCCCUACAGCGCCACAUUGACAUACUGCGAAGUGCCAGGAAAGAUGCUGUGCUUUCAGCCAAUGAGCUGCGAAGGGCCAAUGAGAAGAUCAUGGCGCAGCUCAACUCCCUCACUGAGAAACUCUGCAGCAGCAAGCAGCUAACACAGAAGCUGACCUCUGACCUGGCUGGUGUGGAGCAGCAGAAAAAGGUUCUCGAGAUGGAGUUGGAGCAGUGGAGGCAGAUCACAUUCCCCCAGCAAACUGCACCACCACCACCAGCACCUGUAAACGCAGAGUGUUCCUGCCAGGGCAGAACCGUGCCCGCCCCAACUAACCCUGCCCACCAGGCUCUCGAGGCUGAGGUCAAACAACUUCAAGCCAGACUUAAGAAUGCAAGUGCGGAGGUCACAAGGCAGGUGGCAGCUAACAAAGCCCUGCGAGGCCAACUCCAGGAGAACGAAGACAAGCUCCGCCAGCUGCAGGACAAGGCGAGUCACACAGAGCGAGAUGUGAACAUGAAAAGGCAGCUGGUGGAGGACCUGAAGACGAGGCUGAAGUUCCUGCAGGAGAUGGAGAAAAGUUACAAAGGACAAUUAGAGGAGCUAGAGAAGAAGGUGAAGACUUUAUCAGAAGAGGCCUCCAACAGGAAGGCCUUCAUUGAAUCUCUAAAGAGAAGACUGAAUGUUGCAACCACAGAGAAAAAUCAGUAUGAGGCCUCCUGUACAAAACUAAAAGAGGACCUGGAAAAAAAGGAACAGCGCAUACAUGCCCUACAGGCUCGUGUAGGAGCCAGUGAACAGGCUUUGGCUGCACUGGAACAGACAGCCACUGAGCAAAUGGAGGGGUUGACCCAGCAGAGCUCCCAUUCCUUGGACAGGCUUCAGAGACAGCUAGGCACAGCCUACUCCCAGCUGGAACAGCUUCAUUCUUUCAUCAAGGCCCUGGCCAGUGAAAUACUUUUAGACGUUCAAGAGGUCAAGCAGCAGUUGAUGAAGAGGAGGAGGUUGAGGCAGGCCAACGCUGUGGCAGUAAAGGGCGGCCUCUCAGCCAAGUCUAUGAUCAAAGCCAAGUCCAUCGCUGCCUCCAUCCUCAAUAUGUCAGAGAAUGAUCUUGCAGACAUAAUGGACACUGAUCAGGGAACAGAGGCUCGUUCAGAGAGUCCAAGAGACCAGGAGUGGCUGGACCAGCUAAACCACAUCCUGCAGCAAAAGAUCCCCUCUGCCGGCCAGCUAAUGGAGGCUGUGCGCGUGAAGAUGAAGGAGAGGAAAGUGCUGACAGAAGAGCUGGCCACGCUCGCAACACCAGUCAGCGAAAAAGCCUGACUCCCUGGGCUGAGGCUGGGAAAACUGUCAUCCUCUUCUUUUUCUCCCUCCCUUCUUCUCUCCCUCACCGGCUCCUACUCAGUGGGAGCUGGGCUGAGCCAAGCUGAGCCGGGGCAGCAGA